Molecule: messenger RNA, 7344 nt
Organism: Oncorhynchus gorbuscha (pink salmon)
Lineage: Eukaryota; Metazoa; Chordata; Actinopteri; Salmoniformes; Salmonidae
Gene: dock8
Product: dedicator of cytokinesis 8
Exons: 47
Coding region: 140-6445 (2101 amino acids)
Biological process (GO): positive regulation of T cell migration; positive regulation of GTPase activity; small GTPase-mediated signal transduction
Cellular component (GO): cell leading edge
Molecular function (GO): guanyl-nucleotide exchange factor activity
Source: RefSeq, a predicted model, not a curated record
UGCGGAAGUUUCCACCCAUAACGCUGCCACCCCGAAGAUGAGGCUUGCAAUGACAUCUGCGUUAGCAGCGCGUUAGGAGAAGUUACCAUUCCGCAGGGAAACUGUUGCUAUACCUCCGCGGAACUGGAGUAAACUUCACAUGGCGUCUCUGGCCAGCGCAGAACGACGUGCGUUCGCUCUGAAGAUCAACAGACACUCGUCUGCUGAGAUCAGGAGACACUUUGGUGGGACGUAUGGCUCCCCUCAGGUCUCCAUGCAACACAGUCAUCAUGGCUCCAACGCAUCCGCCUCCAUGUGCUUCACCGUGCCCCAGUCGUAUGACGCGGUGGAGCCCUUGGACUUGGAGGAGUUUCUGAUGUCACAGCUGCAGGGUGGAGACACCGCCCUCAUGCGGGAGCUCGGAGAUUUCCCUGACGACGACCUGGAAGUAGAACAUGUGGAGAAGGAGUGUCGGACCGUACGCCACUCUGUACCCGAUGAGGGGGUGGAGUUGGAUUUCCAUGUGAGGGACUGUGUUCAGAGUUACACCCAGCCCUGGCUGAUGGUCAGCAGGAGGUGCCAGGGAGAUGGUUGGAGUGCAUAUUCCGAGCGGGCAAGUCUACACAAAACUCUGCAGAAACAGACUUUUGAAUCCGACCUCCAGCCAGAGAAACAAGAGACACGGGUGAAGUCCCCCUCCCUGGCGGUACUGAGUGAUGACUCCGGCAGGACCCUGACCUCCUCUGACUUUGACCUCCGCUCUGGUCUGACCCCUGACCCCAGAGUGGACGGGCUACUGCGCUUCAGUAACCAUGAUGACCUGGACAGGUUCAACCUGGAAGCCCGGCAGGGGAACCGCCACGCAGACCUGUUCGCCUUGUACCCACCCACCGACGAGGAUGAUGCAGUGGAGAUCCGGCCUAUUCCCGACUGUCCCAAAGAGCACAUGGGAGACAGGAUCAUCAUCCGGUGCCAGGCCAUCAGGUUUGAGAUUGAUGUGGAACCACUGUUUGCCACCCUGGCUCUGUACGACCUGAGAGAGAAGAAAAAGAUAUCCGAGAACUUCUACUGUGAUCUGAACUCGGAUCAGUUUAAAGGGUUCCUGAAACCCCACACGCCACAGACGGACCACUCCACCCUCUCCCGAGCAGCCAUCUUCUCCAUCACAUACCCCUCCCCAGAUAUCUACCUGGUCAUCAAGAUAGAGAAGGUGCUGCAGCAGGGGGAGAUCAGUGACUGUGCUGAACCGUACAUGGUCAUGAAGGAGAGUGACUCAGCGAAGAAUAAGGAGAAGUUGGAGAAGCUGCGCAGCCAGUCAGAGACGUUCUGUCAGAGACUGGGUCGUUACCGUAUGCCCUUCGCCUGGGCCACGGUCAACAUCAUGAACGUCAUCAGCACCGCCACGCUGGACCGGGACACCACCGACUCUGACAGCCUCAAUGGUAAAUCCAGCAGUCUGGAUAAGAGAGGCCAGCUGCCCAGGAGGAACUCUGAGAGGUUCGCUACCAUGGAAGACCAGUGUAACAUGUCUGCCUUCAAACCUGCUACCAUCACCAUCAGCACCUUCUGCAAGCAGGAAGGGGACCGUCUGAGUGAUGAGGACUUGUUCAAGUUCCUGGCAGACAUCAAGAAAUUCUCAUCCCUGCAGAGAAGAAUUAAAACCAUAUCAGGUAUGAUUAAACUGGAUGUGACCCCGGUCCAUGACAACCCAAUGGCAUGUCUCUCUGCUGAGCUGAUCCCAGUCAAACCAGUGGCUGAGAAGAACCUGAGACCUAUCAAAGAGGUGUUGGAGUUCCCUUCCAGUGAGGUCUAUGUUCCCCACAGCACUUACAGGAACCUGUUCUAUGUGUACCCCCAGCGGCUCAACUUUGUCAACAGGCUGACUUCAGCAAGGAACAUCACCAUUAAAAUCCAGUUUAUGAGUGGAGAAGACCCAAGCUGCGUGCUGCCUGUCAUUUUUGGAAAAUCAAAUGGUCCUGAGUUUGUGCAAGAAGUAUACACCCCAGUCACGUACCAUAACAAGUCUCCAGACUUCUAUGAGGAGGUGAAGAUAGCGCUGCCUGCCAGGCUGACUGAGAGACACCACCUUUUGUUUACCUUCUACCACAUCAGCUGUCAACAGAAACAGAACCAGACAGCCACCAGUGAGACAUUCAUAGGAUUCUCUUGGCUGCCUAUACUGAGUUGUGACAGAUUACAGACGGGUCAGUAUUGCCUUCCCAUCGCCCUGGACAGACUGCCUGUCAACUACUCACUGCACUCUCCUGAGAAAAUUCCCCCUCAGGUCCCUCCAGUCAGGUGGAUGGAGAGCCACAAAGGAGUGUUCAACCUGGAGAUACAGGCUGUGUCCUCUGUACACACACAGGAUAACCACUUGGAGCGUUUCUUCACGUUGUGCCAUGCCCUGAAGGGCGGAGCGACGUUCCCACUCCGGGUUCGGGAAGAGAAGAUUCCGGAGAACAAGCUGGAGCACGAGCUGAAGCUGAGCAUCAUCUCCCUGCCCUCCUCCAGACUAGAACCUCUGGUCCUCUACCUCCACCUGGUCUUAGAUCAACUCUUCACCCUCAUCAUGCAGCCCAUGGUCAUCGCUGGACAGAUAGCCAACCUAGCCCAGAUAGCUUUUGAGUCGGUGGUGUCCAUCGUCAACAGUCUCCACAACAGCCAGGAGCUGGCCAGGGACCAGCAGGGUAGGAACGGUCUCCUAGCAACAUACCUGUACUGGGUGUUCCGCCUGGCCGACUCUCCCCGGGAUCUCCUCAACACAGGUCCAGAUGGGGUGUUACCUCCCACUGAGGGCCGCUACAGUACUAUGGGGCGGCCCUCGGCCUCCACAGUAGGAGCCAUGUUACUGCAGUCUCGGCUCCGCAGCAGCAGCAACCCUGAUAUCCCUGCUCCACACAGUGCAGACGACACAGAGGUCAAAAACAUCCUGUCAGCUAAGGGCUACAACAACCCAGGCUGUCGCAUGUCCACCUAUGUGGAUUCGAGCAGCCACCCUCAGAGGUCUACAGGCGGGACCCGGCCCUCCAACAGAAAGCAGUUCCAUGAAGAGUUGGCUCUACAGAUGGUGGUCAGCACGGGAGUCUGCAGAGAGAAUGUAUACAAAUACGCCUGGUUCUUCUUUGAACUGCUGGUGAAGAGCAUGGCCCAGCAUGUGUCUCAGCUGGAGAAGCCGGACGUGCCUCGCAGGAGCCGCUUCUCAGACCGCUUCAAAGACGACAUCGCCACCAUCGUCUCUGUGGUUACCGCCGAGAUAGGGACCAUCCUGGUCGAACAGCAGAAGGAGAUGGAGCAGGCAGAGAAGGUCAACAUCAGCCUUGCCUUCUUCCUGUAUGACCUGCUGUCUCUCAUGGACCGAGGCUUCGUCUUCAUCCUGGUCAAAAACUACUGCAACCAGAUGUCGGCAAAGAGCAUUUCCAUGCCAACCAUGAUCGGUAUACGAUUGGAGUUCCUGCGUAUCCUGUGCAGUCAUGAGCACUACCUCAACCUCAGCCUUUACUUCAGUAGUCCCGCCUCCGCACCCGCCUCCCCAUGCCCAUCCAUCUCCUCACAGAGCUCCUGUUCAUAUAGUUUCCAGGAGCAGAGGAUCCUGGGCCUGUUUGAUCUGUCCCAGGAGUUUAAACAGCAGCACUACCUUACUGGUCUACUGCUCACCGAGCUCAGCGCUGCACUGGACAUGGAGUCAGAGGGGUCAGUAGACACACACAGGGGUAAAGUCCAGAUGAAGGCCAUCAAUGCCACCUACAGUCUGCUGUGUGCCCAUGACCUGGACCAGCGCUGUGCCCAGCCUGAGGUCAGGGCCAAGGUGGCCACUCUCUACCUCCCCCUGGUGGGCAUCAUCAUUGACUCCAUCAACUACCUGGACUUCACAGUGUCCGAGGCUCGCGGAGGGAAGAACAAGACGGGUGGAUCAGACGAGGACCCCGACAACGUCACGCCCAUCAAUCAGUCUAUCGCCAUGGCGAUCGCCGGCAACCCCUUCAACACCUUGGCGAGGAAUGCCCUGCCUUCCAUGGCGUCUGUGUCUGGUAAGGCGGUGGCCACCUUGUCAGCAGAGACCAGUCGUAACCUGCUGCUGUGUUUCUUGUGGGUGAUGAAGAACGCUGAGAGGAGUCUGAUCCAGCGCUGGACUGUCGACAUGCCCUCAGCACAGCUCAACAGACUGCUAGAACUACUCACCAUCUGUGUUUCCUGCUUUGAGUACAGGGGGAAGCAGAGCAGUGAUAAGGUCAGCACCCAGGCCUUACAGAAGUCCCAGCAGGCCAAGAUGCAGCUGGAGGACUCCCUACUGAGGGGCAUCGGAGCACGGGGGGAAAUGAUGCGCCGGGUUGGAGGAAGUGACCGCGCAGGUCAGAGAGAGAACCUACGCUGGAGGAAAGACCUGACGCAGUGGAGGCAGACCAACGACAGACAAGACAAAACGAAAGCAGAGCUGGACCAGGAGGCUCUAAUCAGUGGGAAUCUGGCUACUGAGUCCAACCUCAUUGUCCUGGACCUACUGGAGACCAUAGUACAGGCUGUUCCGUUGGCUGACUGUAAGGACAGUGUAGUGGGCGGAGUACUGAGGGUGUUGCUACACUGUCUCACCUGUAACCAGAGUACAACCUUCCUAUCUCACUGCUUCAGCACGCUUCGAGCGCUCAUCGUCAAGUUUGGUGACCUCUUGUUUGAAGAGGAAGCCGAGCAGUGUGCCGACCUGUGUCAGAAGGUGCUCCAGUACUGUAGCAGUCAUGAGGGUGGAAACAGAAGCCAGGCCUGCGCUACCCUAUACCUCAUCAUGAGAUGCAGCUUCAGCUCGGCCAACAACUUCUCCCGGGUGAAGAUGCAGGUGACCAUGUCUCUAGCCUCUCUGGUGGGGAAGUCCGAUGACUUCCAUGAGGAGUACCUCCGCAGGUCCCUCCGCACCAUACUGGCCUAUGCCGAGGAGGACACAGAGAUGCAGAACACACCUCUACCCUCGCAGGUGGAUGAGCUGCUGAGGAACCUGAACAGUAUCCUGUCAGACACGGUGAAGAUGAGAGAGUUCCAAGAAGACCCAGAGAUGCUCAUGGACCUCAUGUAUAGGAUAGCAAAGGGUUACCAGACGUCGCCCGACCUGAGGUUGACCUGGCUGCAGAACAUGGCGGAGAAACACAAGAACAGGAAGUGUUUUACAGAGUCGGCCAUGUGUCUGGUCCACGCUGCGGCCCUGGUGGCUGAAUACCUCAGCAUGCUGGAGGACCACAAAUAUCUACCUGUGGGCAGUGUCACCUUUCAGAACAUCUCUCCCAACGUGCUGGAGGAGUCGGCAGUGUCCGAUGACGUCCUGUCCCCAGACGAAGACGGAGUCUGCUCGGGGAGAUACUUCACCACCGGUGGGCUGGUGGUCCUACUGGAGCAGGCAGCAGAACUCUUCAGCCAGGGUGGUCUUUAUGAGGCAGUGAAUGAGGUGUACAAGAUCGUUAUGCCUAUCCUGGAGGCUCACAGAGAUUUCCGGGAGCUGGGCUCCGCUCACCACAAACUCCAGAGAGCCUUCGACAACAUCAUUCAGAAGGGCCAUAAGAGGAUGUUUGGGACAUAUUUCCGAGUGGGGUUUUAUGGGGCCAAGUUUGGAGACCUGGACGAACGAGAGUUUGUUUACAAGGAGCCAGGGAUCACCCACCUGCCAGAGAUAUCCCACAGACUGGAGAACUUCUACAGUCAGUGUUUUGGAGAUGCCCUGGAGAUGAUCAAAGACUCCAAAGACAUAGACAGGAGCAAACUGGAUGCUAACAAGGCCUACAUCCAGAUCACCUAUGUGGAGCCCUUCUUUGACGAUUAUGAGAUGAAAAACCGCCUGACCAACUUUGAGAAGAACUUCAACCUGCGUCGCUUCAUGUACACCACGCCCUUCACCAAGGCCGGGCGGCCGCGCGGCGAGCUCAACGAGCAGUGCAAGAGGAAGACCAUCCUCACCACCAUGCACGCCUUUCCCUACGUCAAGACACGCAUCAACGUCAUCCAGAAAGAAGAGUUUGACCUGACUCCCAUUGAGGUGGCCAUCGAGGACAUGCAGAAGAAGACCAGGGAGCUAGCAGUAGCCACACACAGGGAGCAGCCCGAUGCGAAGAUGCUCCAGAUGCUUCUACAGGGCUCUGUUGGAGCCACUGUCAACCAGGGACCAUUGGAGGUGGCCCAGGUCUUUCUGAAUGAGAUCCCAGCGGACCCCAAGCUCUUUCGUCACCACAACAAACUGCGCCUGUGUUUCAAAGAGUUCAUAAUGAGGUGUGGCGAGGCUGUGGAGAAGAACAAGCACCUGAUCACGAUGGACCAGAAGGAGUACCAGCAGGAGCUGAAGAAGAACUACAACCGUCUGCGAGAGAACCUGCGGCCCAUGCUUGAGAGGAAGAUACCCGAGCUCUACAAACCCAUCAUCAAACCACGCUUGGAGAAUAGAGAUUCCAUCAAACGGCUCAGUUUCCGCAGAACCCCGGAGGAAAACUCCUGAGAAGGACAGAUUUAUCUAUCUGAGAGAAUCUCCAGAGGCCGGAGAAGUAAGGAUGUUGUAAAAGUAGAAGAGGAGGGAGCUAUCAGUCCUCAUUCACCAUGGAAGAGCAGUACACAUGAUUACACAAUGGAGGACUUACAAUCAUGUCUGAAUCAACACAACAUUGCAAUACAUUGUCAUUGCUUGUUGUUUCUUUUUUACAAGAAGCACAAAUACAUUGUGUGAGACCAUAAUGAGCACAUUACGUAGCAGGUAAUGUGCAAUAUUGAGCAAAUUUGGCAUUUAUCCGUUUUUUUACAUUGCUAGUUCUCCUGAGUUCUAUGAUUACUGUGAGUCCUAACGAUGCUGCAAACUGCUGUGGGUUUGAGAAAGAAGGGUAAAAGUCCCACAUUAUAGUCCUUGCAGGGCCAGGGACUGUGUGUGUGUGUGUGUGUGUGUGUGUAUGUGCGUGCCCGUGCACCACAAUACAAGGGAACAUGUUUUCUUUUUGUAAGUGUCCUGAUAAGGAAUGCAUGAAAUCUGACUCAUACUAAAUGACUGACGAUAAAUCACUCUGUUCUCUGCAAAAGUCCUCCUGGACUUGCACUUGUAUGUGUGUAACUCUAUAGACUCUCACACUGUAAAAAUAGAACUCUCCAGUUAACUCGUAAUGCUAUAUUUGAUAUAUACUUAGUGUACAAAACAUUAAUAUUGAGAUGCACCCCAUUUUGCCCUCAGAACAUCCUGAGGGCAAAAUUUGUCGGGGCAUGGCUAGAAGGUGUCGAAAGCCUUUUGCAGGGAUGCUGGCCCAUGUUGACCACAAUGAUUCCCACAGUUGUGUCAAGUUGGCUGGAUGUCCUUUGGAUAGUGGACCGUUCUUGAUACACACGGGAAACUGUUGAGCGUGAAACACUCUGCAG